Molecule: messenger RNA, 1169 nt
Organism: Myzus persicae (green peach aphid)
Lineage: Eukaryota; Metazoa; Arthropoda; Insecta; Hemiptera; Aphididae
Product: flagellar attachment zone protein 1-like
Exons: 1
Coding region: 1-1158 (385 amino acids)
Source: RefSeq, a predicted model, not a curated record
AUGGACAGUGAAAAUGAGCAACUAAUAUGCAAAAUAGAACAGAUGGCAACAUAUAUACAUGAACUAGAAACAACACUAAAUAACCGUGAAGACGAAAACGAAAAAUUGGCUGCUAAGAUGUACCAGGGGUUCGACAUGCUAGAUGCUGUUAAAAUAAAACAGGAUGAACUGUUUCACGAGUUAGAAAAUAAAAACCAAGAACUAAUUAGAGAGCUUGAUGGGCUCCAAUGUAUGUUCAAAUCACGCUCGUUGUGCUACCAAGAAGAAAUAGACUGUUUAAAUGGUGAGUUAGAAACGCAGAAGGCAAGGUCAAACGAGGAGAUGGAAAACAUGGAGAAGAUCCAUUUGGAUGAAAUUAAAACCCUACAAAAGCAACUGUCGUAUGCAACGAAGAAGCUUUACAACAGCCAACAACUAUUGAAAUCAGAACUUAAAGUAAAAGAUCAAGAAAUAAUUUGUAUACAAAACAAUUUGACUGAAAAGAUAAUGAAAUAUGCUGAGCUGGAGAAAAAGUUGAGCAUCGAACAGGACCUUAAUGAGAGUUUGAACUCGUCGCUGUGUGAAUUGAAAAUAAAGUACGAAAGCGACGUCUGUGCUACACGGACAGAGAUGACUAGACUGCGCAUGGAAUUGAAACAAAAUUUCGCUAAAUUAGAGGAAUCUGAAAAUCAAUUACAAGACGCACAAUGUCAAAUAGUUAAGCUAACGGCCGAGUUUGAGAAGACAAUUAAAGAAACGAAUGAAGGUUUUUGCAAAGAGAAAAAAAUAUUGGAGGAGAAAAAUGAUAAGCUUAGGACUAAUAUUAAGUCGUUAGUGACGAGCAUGGAGGGUAUUAAUACGAAACUAAGCAACUCAGUAAUGGAAAACAAAACGCUGAAAUGUCAUCUAGCAGAUCAGCAAGAAUCGAUUAAAUUUUUGGAGGCAACGAAAAACAGACUACAGCAGGAAAUGGAAAAUCUCAAAGAGAACGAGGAGUUGUCAGCAAAAAUGUUGAGGACGGAGCGUGAACAACAUGCCCGAGAGCAACAGAUUUGUGAAAAGAAAUUAAAAUUCAAAGUUCAGGAUGAGCGUGAACUCAAAGAGUUGAGUAAAAAGCUAUCGGAACGAAUUAAAUGUUUGAAAAAAAUCAUACACGAAAAUGAUAUGUCUAAAAUAUAAACAUUUUUUAA